AUUGCGCUGCAUCCGAGCACACACACCUGCUUUAAAGCUUACGCAAAUCAGCUGAUAAACACCUUCAGUGAAACUGUGCAGUCAGACCUGGAGCAAGAUGCUGCUUUUCUUCUGUCUGCUCUCUGUGACAUUAGCGGCUGCUGAAGUGGGUCUCAGUGGUAAAACUCUUCUGUUCCCGACUGCUACUGACACCAGUUAUGUAAAACUCAGUCCUAGAAAACCCCUGAGUCUGUCAGCGUUUACUCUCUGCAUGCGUGUGGCGACGGAGCUGCCGGCCAAAAGGGAGAUCAUCCUGUUCGCCUACCGCACACCUGACGAUGAUGAGCUCAAUGUGUGGAGAGAGAAAGAUGGCCGUUUCUCCGUCUAUAUUCAGUCUAGUAAAGAUGCAGCCUUUUUCCGUCUUCAUCCUCUCUCCACAUUUCAGACUCACCUGUGCGUCACCUGGGAGUCUGCGACUGGUCUUACUGCCUUCUGGGUGGACGGUCAACGCAGUUUGCACCAAGUGUACAGGAAAGGUUACUCCAUUCGUCCUGGCGGCACCGUCCUGCUCGGACAAGACCCGGAUUCAUAUGUAGGUUCCUUUAAUGCAGCUCAGAGCUUUGUGGGAGAAAUUACAGAUCUGCAAAUGUGGGACUAUGUGCUGUCCGGCACUCAGAUUAAAGCGGUGUACUAUAACCAGGAUAAUCGUGUGAAGGGAAAUGUGUUUGAUUGGAACACCAUCAAAUAUGAUGUUACUGGAAAUGUGCUUGUGGUUCCAGAUAACUGACUGGAUCAGCUGUAAUGUGCACGAUUAACCAAACAAUAAAACAAUUGUGAAAACUGCAGCUUCAGUUCGUUUAUAGCACAGACAAAUGCUUAAAUGUUAAAGGGUUCAGUUAAACCUGACCUCCUCGAUCUAAAUUUUUUUUUAAAUGUUAUGUUAGCCAAGCAAUGGGGUUCACAGACCUCCAAAGGCAAAUGAGAUCUACUUGAAACAAGCUACUGAGGAUAGAGGUAAAGUUGGUUUUAUAUUAACACCUUUGUUCAGUGACAACUCCUUUUUAUUUCCCACUGCACUUUAAAUAUUCGAUAUAAAUUAACAUGCAAGUGUGAUUUGAAGUCAACUUUUAAUUUUUUUUUUUAUAUUACUGUGAACAAUGUUGUACAUUGACAGUCAUUGGCUGCUAAAAUGAUUUCUCUAUUUAGAGUUUGCAAAAUACUUUUGUGAAAAUUAAAUUAAGGGGAACGUCUGAAUGUGACUAUAAAAUCAACUUAACCUCUAUGGCUAUAGGUCCA
Molecule: messenger RNA, 1275 nt
Organism: Danio rerio (zebrafish)
Lineage: Eukaryota; Metazoa; Chordata; Actinopteri; Cypriniformes; Danionidae
Source: RefSeq